AUGAAAGUCUUUGCAUCUCUUCUUCUAUUGGCAGUCUUAGCCAUAUUAGUAGUAGACGCUUACGUACCACCAGUAAAGAAACCUCAUCCUAACGUGCCAAAGUUCCCAACUUUCCCAGGUCAAGGCUCAUUCACUCCUUUCAGUUAUCGUAUCCGUCGUUCACCCCAAAAUAAUGGCCAAAUUUCCGUGAACGGCAAGAAAGAAGGUGGACAAACUUCUUGGAACGUGGAAGGUCAGAAAAAAGUUUGGGGAAAUGACCACGGUAGCAUCCAUAUCAGUGGUGGAGCCAACAAACAGCCUGGUGGCAAACCCCAAGGACAAAUUGGUAUUGGUGGUGAAUUCCAUUGGGGUUAA
This is a messenger RNA of Phymastichus coffea, 354 nucleotides long. RefSeq lists its product as uncharacterized. The coding region runs from base 1 to 354 and encodes 117 amino acids. The transcript is spliced from 2 exons. The record is from RefSeq and is a predicted model, not a curated record. NCBI's taxonomy places the organism in Eukaryota, Metazoa, Arthropoda, Insecta, Hymenoptera, Eulophidae.